AUGCCGUUGCCCUUCAACAAGACUCUGGAUUUGAAGUUAUUGAAACUGGUCAAAGAAAAUCCCAUCAUUUAUAACAAGAAGCACUCAAAAUAUUUAGAUUUCGACUCUAGAGAGGUUGUGUGGCAAAAAAUCGGUGAUAUUUUAAACAGGCCAGCACAGAUUUGUAAAUCCAGAUGGAUUAAUAUACGAGAUAUGAUGAGGAGGAAGAUCAGGGAUCGACUCAGGAACCCGAGUCAUAGAAGUUACAACUACAAAUACGAAGACCAGCUGUCUUUUAUGAUGCCUUACUUCACUGAGGGCGCCAGUAAUGACGAUUUCAAUGACUUCCUGCAGGAAACUAACUGCGAAGUCAUACCAGAUUAUAGUCAGGAUUUUGGUCAUGAUAGAGAGGUCAAACCUAAUUUGGGUUUUAGGAAGCGUCAGGAAGACUAUAUACAAAAUGACUUCCAGGAACUAAAUCCUUCUGACCCAUUAGACGUCUUCCUAAUAACGGUUGGCUCGACUUUAAGGAAAUUCAGUCCGUACUACUUGAAUCAAGCUAAAAGCAAAAUCUUCCAAGUAGUUCAGGAUUAUGAGUUACAGCAAAUCGUUAAUAAAGAUGAGCAACCAGAAAAUAAUGACGCCAACAGAUAG
Messenger RNA from Danaus chrysippus (African queen), 633 nucleotides. The record is from the annotation of a GenBank genome assembly. NCBI's taxonomy places the organism in Eukaryota, Metazoa, Arthropoda, Insecta, Lepidoptera, Nymphalidae.